AAUAAUCACAGGCAGGUCUGGAGGGAGCAUGAAACAUGACUCCUCCGCAGUAAGAGGUGUUUUUGACGGAGGAGAAUCAUUCGAUACAAAAGCGGUGGCGUGAGCCCCGAGGACGUCACCAGUCUCCGCCUCGAAUUAUAACAAUCAAUUGUUCCAUGUUCUUUUUCUUCCUAAACAUCAGAACAGACGCUGGAGGGUUUUCUGGCCGCGAGACGCAGAGGACGCGCGGGACAUCAAACAUCUGGACACGUCAGUCUGAAAUUAAAAGCUCUCAUUUGGGCAAAUUGUGGGAUUUAAUAGUUUCCCCGAUCAUUUGACUGGAGGUGUGAGGAAUAUGCGGCGCACCUCCGCCUGGACGUGGAUUGGCUGGGCGCUGUGUUUGUGCGCAUCUUUGGCCGUGAGCGCACCGGACCUCACCGAGGACGAUGAGCUGGUCCUGGACCUGACUCAGCCUGGACCCGGAGCCGAGCUCCUCAGGUGCAACAAGGCAGCAUGGCGCAUACCCGGUCACUACCUGGUCAUGCUGCGUCCGGCGACGCACGAGUCUCAGCUCCAGAGGACCAUCAGGAGGCUGACAGCCAAAGCGUCCAGGAGAGGUCACCUGCUGGAGAUCCUGCAGACCUUCUCUGGAGCCCUGCACGGCUUCCUGGUCAAGAUGAGCAGUGAUGUCCUUCCCCUGGCUGUGAAGCUCCCCCAUGUCCACUACAUUGAGGAGGAUUCAUCUAUCUUUGCUCAGAGUGCCCCCUGGAACCUUCAGAGGUUACUGCGGCCGUAUGGUUUCACCUCGGAAAAUGGAACGUAUCAACCUCCUAAUGAUGGAGGGAAGGCAGAGGUGUAUCUGAUGGAUGGUCGUGUUCAGAGUUCUCACAGAGAGGUUCAGGGACGAGUGCUCAUCACAGACUUCAACAACGUCCCUGAGGAGGACGGAGUCAGAGUUCAUAGACAGGCCAGUAUGUGUGACAUUCACGGCACACACAUAGCUGGGGUUGUGAGUGGGUUGGAUUCGGGUGUUGCUCGAGGCGCUGGUAUCAAGCUGGUCCGUGUGCUCAACUGUCAAGGGAAAGGGACGGUAUCAGGAGCCCUGGCAGGUCUGGAGUACAUCCGAGCUACUUUACUGACCCGUCCGGUGGAUGCAGUGGUUGUCCUGCUGCCUUUCCUCGCUGGCUUCAGUCGUUCAUUAAACGCGGCCUGUCGGGACAUGGUGGCUAACGGUGCUGUGGUGGUCGCUGCUGCAGGCAAUUACAGAGAUGAUGCCUGCCUCUACUCGCCUGCUUCAGAGCCCGAGGUCAUCACAGUCGGGGCAGUUAAUGCAGCGGACCAGCUCAUGUCACAGGGAGCAGGUGGCACCAACUUCGGCCGCUGCGUUGAUUUGUUUGCACCCGGCGAUGACAUAGUUAGUGCCAGCAGCGACUGCAGCACCUGCUUUACCACCAGAGGGGGCACAUCCCAAGCUGCUGCUCACACCGCAGGUGUAGCAGCAGUGAUCCUUUCGUCCAAUCAGAACAUGUCACCGGUGCAGGUCCUGCACACGAUGCUGCGUUACUCCGUCAGCAACACGAUCAACCUCCUCUCUCUGUCUGACGCACAUCGUCUCACUACUCCAAACCUGGUAGCAGCCAUGCCUCCUACCAGCAGCACAACAAAUGGGGAGCUUCUGUGUCGGUCCGUGUGGUCAGAGAGGUCAGGGGUCGCGAGCACCGACAGGGCUGUGAGUCGCUGUCGUCAGGGGGAGGAGAUGCUGGGUUGCAGCAGCUACGCUCCUGACGGUGUUCGUGUCGGAGAAACCAUCGCUAUGCACAGCGAGCAGAUGGAGUGUGUUGCCUACAAUGGUGCGAGGGGCAAUGGUGUGUACGCUGUGGCCCGUUGUUGUGCGAUAGGUGGUCUGCAGUGCCAGGCCCACGCCAGUCCUGAGCCCGGCAAAGAUGCUGAGUGUGUCGACCCACAGCACCACCUGACAGGUUGUUCUUCUUGGUCCCCUGCUGAGGUCGCGUCUAAUUCCCGUCCACAUCUCAGCGAUCGGAAGCGCUGCGUUGUUAAAGACGGGGUAACGGCACAGGCCGUGUGCUGCCACGCUCCACAUCUGGAGUGCCACCUGUUGGAGAACAUAUCAGCUGAUCAAGACCACGUCCAGGUGUCCUGUCCCUCCGGUUGGACUCUGACGGACUGUAGAGCCGUCUCUCAGGCCUCUGCUGCCUCGGGGCCUGUUGCUAAGGGCAACAGUUGCAGUAUCCGCGGUGCAACAGCAGCUGACGGGGUAGCAGCCGUUGCCGUCUGCUGCCGCAUAAGAGCAACAGAGGGGGCAGCCACAGCGCCACAAUGACCCGACCCCACUCCUCUGUGAUGUCUUACACCUCGCAAACAGCUUAGAUGUCUCUCUAGUAGUGUUGAUGUCUUUAUCGCUCAUCAGCUGUGAUGUCAUUCAGACCCGUGAACACACCUUCACACUUAGGUGACUGAAAAAUCUCCCGUGAAAGUCACGAGCUGUGUCUUAAUUCAAAGGCUGCAUCCUUCAGUGGCUGCAUUUGAAGACCGGUUGCGAAAGCGACAAGAUCAAAUCAACUCAACCGAACAACUAAUGGUGCAAACGUUAGUGAAAAAAAAACCAAGGGGCAUAUACAUUUUUUGGGGAGCUUGAGCUAGAGAUGCAGAUCACAGAAAGCCUGUGUAGACCAGAUCAUCUCAUUUCAGUUCAGCCUCCACAUUCUCCACAGCCCACAAAGGAGGCGGUCUUCAUGAGCCGGGACGACCGCAUGCUCCGAAAGAUACAGCCCCUGAAUUGAGACACAACUCGGUGUGUGUUUGAGCUAUAGGAUUAGAACAAAUAUGAUAUAACAUAUAUUUACCAUAUACCAUAUAUAGUUUGUAAAAUUCAACCAAAUAUUUUUGUAUCUUUUUACAAAACAAAAUAAAGAGCUUUUGAGUGGUUUUUUUUGUUGAUGAUUUACUGCCUGUUUACUCUUUACACAGUGAUUUGAAGUAGAAAAGAUGGAUUUAAGUGGUAGCUCUGUCUUUUAUAGGACAGGAUAUAGUUAUAUGGACCAUACUGUAUAUAUGAGCUAAUGUAGAGCACUUUAACAGGUAAAGGCAAAACACACACUCUAACCAAAGGAUAUUCAAAUAAUCAGCCUGACAUAAGGAGAAUUUAGAACUUGUAGGAUCAUCAUCAAUGGCUCCGUUUGACAGUGUAUCUGCAUGAACUUUACCAGAGUGAAGCAGCUGAAUGCAACUCAACCAUAUAGAUAAUAUUUAAACCUGUCGCAGAGACUGAAUCCUUCAGCACGUACUGUAUCUUCUGAAUGUAACAGGGCUGUGACUGCAGGUGGAGGAGGACGGCUCAGUCACAGCUCUGAUUAGCAGCCUCCUGAAU
Hippoglossus stenolepis (Pacific halibut) is the source of this 3367-nucleotide messenger RNA. It is a transcript of the gene pcsk9, whose product is annotated as proprotein convertase subtilisin/kexin type 9. Gene Ontology annotation, molecular function: serine-type endopeptidase activity. The record is from RefSeq and is a predicted model, not a curated record. The transcript is spliced from 12 exons. Bases 335 to 2320 code for a protein of 661 amino acids. NCBI's taxonomy places the organism in Eukaryota, Metazoa, Chordata, Actinopteri, Pleuronectiformes, Pleuronectidae. Gene Ontology annotation, biological process: proteolysis.